Molecule: messenger RNA, 3615 nt
Organism: Phragmites australis (common reed)
Lineage: Eukaryota; Viridiplantae; Streptophyta; Magnoliopsida; Poales; Poaceae
Product: histone-lysine N-methyltransferase ATX4-like
Exons: 23
Coding region: 422-3343 (973 amino acids)
Biological process (GO): regulation of transcription by RNA polymerase II
Molecular function (GO): protein binding
Source: RefSeq, a predicted model, not a curated record
GUGAUAGCCUGGAUCCAGAUCCGCGCGGAAACUUUUCCCUCCGCCCCCACCUGGCCUUCACUCCCAAGUCUCAUCCCUCGCGGUGGCCUACUGGCCUUCUUCCCCACCUCACCUCGCCUCGCCUCCCCUCCCCUCCCCGACCAUCGCAUCGCGUUCGAAAAUUUCAAAACCUCCAAUCCCUCGGAGAGUCGGACACUCGGAGGGAACCCAAAUUUUCGCCCCCGCGUCGCCUCCCACCCGCCGCCCCGCAAAUCUCGAAAUCGCCGACCCCCCCCCCCCGCACUUAAAUCCCAACGCGGAGGCGGAACCCUACGGCAUAGCCGCGUCGAUCCCCCUCGCGCCCAAUUCGCCCGCCCGAUUCGAGAUUCUAGGGUUUCACGCGUGCGCCCAUGCCCUAGCGCCCGCCACCGGUGGUGGUGCCAUGCUCGCGUCCCGCAUCCCGCUCAAGCGCUGCACCGCCGCCGUCCCGGGCGAGGGGGAGCCCCCUGCCGAGAACAUGCCGCCCGCCAAGCGCCGCCGCGAGCGCGUGGCCCCGUCGCGGUUCAGGGACUCGGCGCUGCUGCCCGCGAAGAAGCGCGCGGUCGUGGCGGUGGACGCGGAAGGAGACGGGGCCGGGCACUCGGAGGUGUACGAGGUGGAUGUACGAGUGGCCGAGCCCAAAGGUGCCUCCUUUGGCCCCGUGGAGACCGCGGUGUGGACGCCCGAGCGGCCGACGCCCACGGAGGCCGAGCUGUACCGGGCGUGCCGGAAUAUCAGCAGGAGCGGCAGCUGCGGGGGUGCUGCCAGCGGCAGUGUGGUCACGUCCGUGAGCAAUGCCAGCGCGGACGGCGGUGCUCGUGGCAAUGGCGGGCUGGAGGGGAGGCCUGCGGUGGUGGAGUGCAAGCCCAAGAGGGAGGGCGGCGAGAAGAAGGAGGAUUUCUACUGGCCAGAGGAUUUUGUGCUUGGGGACGUCGUGUGGGCGAGGUCAGGGAAGAAGUGCCCGGCUUGGCCUGCGCUGGUGAUUGACCCUCUGCAGCAUGCGCCGGAAGUCGUGCUUAACUCCUGCAUUCCCGGCGCGCUUUGCGUCAUGUUCUUCGGGUACUCUGCUGGCGGUCAUAGCAGGGACUACGGUUGGGCUAAGCAAGGGAUGAUCUUUCCCUUUGUAGACUACCUAGACAGAUACCAGGGACAACCUCUGUAUAAGCUCAGGCCAAGCAAAUUCCGUGCAGCAAUUGAGGAGGCUUUCCUUGCUGAACGUGGCUUUUUUGAUCUCCAAAUGGAUGUGGGGUGCUCACUGCAAAACUCUGUCAAUGAUCAGUCUGUCCCUGAUGGCUUUCAGGAAGGUGCUGCUUCAAAUAACGAGCAGGAGUGCCAAUCUGAGGCUCAGGUUGUUGGUAAGUCAGCACCAUGUUGUGAUAGCUGUGGUAAUUGCCUACCAUCCAAGGUUUCGAAGAAAAAGAAGCAAGAGGGUGACCAGUUGCUUUGUAGGCACUGUGAAAAGCUAUUGCAGUCGAAGCAAUACUGUGGUAUAUGCAAGAAAAUUUGGCACCACACAGAUGGUGGAAAUUGGGUUUGUUGUGAUGAUUGCCAGAUUUGGGUUCAUGUUGAAUGUGACCUGACAUGCAGCAACAUGGAGGACUUAGAAAAUACAGAUUAUUUCUGUCCAGAUUGCAGAUCAAAACGCAAAACAGCACCAGCAACUGAACAACUGAACACUUCCAACAGUUCAGAAUGUGCUAGCACUUCUAAGGAAAAAAUGACUGAAAGGAUACCUGUUUGCUGCAACGGGAUGGAGGCACUGUAUGUACCAGAGAAGCACAUGAUACUAUGUGAAUGUAAGUCUUGCAAGGGAAGGAUGAUGAGUCUGAAUGAGUGGGAGAAACAUACUGGCUCAAGGAAAAAGAAUUGGAAGAUGAGUAUUAAACUCAAGAGCAACGGGGAACCACUCAUUAAUUUGCUGGAUGGUGUUCCCUGUGGAAAUGUAAAGUCUUCUACCCCAGGCAUUAGAAAAGAAGAGCUGCUAAAAUUGCAAGCAAACUCUUACAGUCCAGUCUAUGCUAAAUGGACAACCGAACGUUGUGCUGUAUGUAGAUGGGUUGAGGAUUGGGACUACAAUAAAAUAAUCAUUUGCAACAGAUGCCAAAUAGCUGUCCACCAAGAGUGCUAUGGAGCAUGUGUUGUACGAGAUCUUACAACAUGGGUUUGCCGAGCAUGUGAAUUGCCCCAACAAAAAAGAGAAUGCUGCCUUUGUCCUGUCAAAGGUGGUGCUCUCAAGCCAACAGAUGUUGACCAACUGUGGGUUCAUGUUGCGUGCGCCUGGUUUCAACCUAAAGUCUCUUUUCCUGUUGAUGCUACAAUGGAGCCAGCUAUGGGCAUAUUGAGCAUCCCUGUAGAGUACUAUAAGAAGACAUGCGUUAUAUGCAAGCAGAUGCAUGGUGCCUGCACCCAGUGCUGGAAAUGCUCUACUUAUUACCAUGCAAUGUGUGCAUCAAGAGCUGGGUAUCGCAUGGAGUUGCAAUACUCUGAAAGAAAUGGUAGGCACGUGACAAAAAUGGUUUCCUACUGUGCUUUUCAUAGUACUCCCGACCCAGAUAAUGUGUUGGUAGUGAAGACACCUGAAGGAGUUUUCUCUACCAAAUUUUUGCUCCAAAGUAGUGAGAAACAGACUCGUACAAGGCUUGUCAGGAAGGAAAAUCACCUGGAGAAGGUGCUUCCUGCUAAAAUUUCUGACUGCCUAACUGCAAGAUGCCAAACUUAUGAAAUGUUGAAAAACAAGAAAGAACCACGAGAGGCGAUUGCCCACAGAAUAAUGGGACCACAACACCACUCCCAAGAUUUGAUUGAUGCUCUAAACACAUGCAUGGAUCAUAAGGACGGCCAACCUUUUUCUACAUUUAAAGAACGACUUUGUUAUUUACAGAAAACUGAAAAUAAGAGGCUCUCCUGUGGUCUAUCUGGAAUACAUGGAUGGGGGCUCUUUGCUGUUAGGAAAAUUCAAGAGGGUCAAAUGGUUAUUGAAUAUCGUGGUGAACAAGUUAGACGCAGUGUUGCUGAUUUGAGGGAAGCACGAUACCAUAGAGAGAGAAAAGACUGUUAUCUGUUCAAGAUAAGUGAAGAUGUUGUUAUUGAUGCCACAGAGAAAGGAAACAUAGCCCGCCUAAUUAACCACUCGUGUAUGCCUAACUGCUAUGCAAGGAUCAUGAGUGUUGGUGAUGACAAGAGCCAGAUCAUUCUUAUUGCCAAAAGAGAUGUCUGUGCAGGAGAAGAAUUAACUUAUGACUACUUGUUUGACCCUGACGAGCCUGAAGAUUGCAAAGUUCCUUGUCUCUGUAAAGCUCCUAGCUGCCGUGGAUACAUGAAUUAGGGUAAAACCAUCUUACAAGGACUAACCCCUUACAGCUGCCGAAGGCUGGGCGUUUUCCCAGAUCCAGCCAGAUUCACGAUUCAUUUAUUUGUUCCCUCAUCUGGUUACUCAAUUUACGCGUGGCUGCCAAGAAGCAUCGAUUUUGUAUUAUUGCCACGGAUUUUAUUUAGAUUGCAAGGUAGGCUCAACCGGGUUCAGCCAGCCGUUGUAAAUUCGUCCAUUGUUGUAAUAAAGAUGCUGCUAUCUAAGUGAAAAAAAUCCAUUCGAUGCAA